AUUUGAUAUAUAAUGCGUUUAGAUAUAAAACCAAGCACAAAAUUUAAAAAAUACUGAGUUAAAUUUAACUUUUAUUAGGUUUAAAUUAUAAUAUUCUCAUGGUCGAUUUUAAAAUAUUCUGUUCAAAUAGUUGGGAUGACCGGAUCAAAGUGAUAUUGUUGACAUUCAAUAUGGCGGUAUGUCGUCAGUGCUAUGCUGUGUCGUGCUUGUGAAUAUCGGGUAAAAAGGUAUAUAGAUAGUAACAAAAUUAUAAGAUUACCCCCAAACAAUCUAAUGCAGUCCAGAGCUCCGAUUCAGCAAGCAUUGAAGACAUCUGAGGAUCUAGUGUAACAUAUGUAGUUUAUUUUUCAACAAUAUAGUUUCGGUUAUAAUAAAUUGUGACCUUUUUGCGUUAAAAGACUAAUUCGUGUUCUCGUGAACACAAAGACUACAAGAAAAUGUGAUUUGAUUUAAAUAAAAAUAUUUUACUGGUAUUAGAAACUAACACCACACGUUUUUCUGUGAUAUAUUGCUAAAGUAAUACUGGAUUUUUGACCUAUAUACAAGAAGACGCAAUCAAGAUAAAAUGUCCAGCAAUCCUCAGUGGAAAAUGUUCCAGCCGCCAGAUUCACAUUCACAACCACUGCAAGAAAUUCUUGAUCAGCAUUCAUCCAUGCAGGCAAAACAGUCUUACCGCAAUGGUACAUACAGCAGUGAAUAUCCCAGUUCCCCCAGGGAUAACUUCAAUAACAUGAGUAAAGGUGGCGGCAACCGCUUUUCUAUGGGCAACUACAAUAUAGAUGGGUGUCCCAUGGGAGAUUCUGUGGGGGUAUACUCAUCAGGUUCAACUAACAAUUCCUCGUCUCAGUAUGAUUCAAUGAACCACCCACCUAUUAGAGAGACUGGAAUUAUUGAAAAAUUAUUGCACUCUUACGGGUUUAUACAGUGCUGUGAGAGGCAAGCUCGCUUGUUCUUUCACUUUAGCCAAUUUAGUGGCAACAUUGAACAUCUUAAAAUUGGUGAUCCAGUAGAAUUUGAAAUGACCUACGAUCGACGCACUGGAAAACCUAUUGCUUCAACAGUCACUAAGAUCGCACCAGAAGUGGUGCUGAGUGAAGCUAGAGUAACAGGCACUGUCACUACUGAAGUUAAGGGAGAGGGCUCUGGUGAUAACACAGGUCGGAUUUCAUAUGAAAACCGUGGUGAAUGUUUCUUUCUGCCAUACACCAAGGAUGAUGUGGAAGGCCAUGUUACAUUGCAUACUGGCGAUGCCGUCAGCUUUCAGAUUGCAACUAAUCAAAGGGGUACUUUGGGCGCAUGCCAUGUCCGUUUUGAGAACCCCGUACAUCCAGUCAAAUAUCAUGGAGUAGUUUGCUCUAUGAAAGAAAACUUUGGAUUUAUCGAGAGAGCUGAUGUGGUUAAGGAAAUAUUUUUUCAUUACUCUGAGGCUAAGGUUAAGGAAGAACUGACUUUAGGUGAUGAUGUGGAAUUUACCAUACAAACUAGGAAUGGCAAGGAGGUAGCGUGUGGCAUUACGAAAUUGCCGAGUGGUUCAGUGGUGUUCGAGGACGUGAGUCCUGAGAUCAUGCGCGGGCAGGUGCUGAAGCCGCUGGAACGAGGCAACAUGGCGCGCGUGCCACAGAACGACCCGCUCCCAGGCAGGAUCAGAUACCGCGCCGCUGAUCAUUCCGAAGUUGAAGUGCCGUUCGGCGAAAAAGAUCAAUCCGGCGAGUUCACUCUCCGCCACGGCGACUGGGUCCAGUUCCAAGUGGCCACGGACAGGCGGGAUCAGUUGAAACGGGCCACCAACAUCUCCUUGCUCGAUGAGUCGUUCAAUGUCUCCGGGGAACGGAGGGAGAUGGGCGUGGUGACUUCUCUUAGAGAGGGUUUCGGAUUUAUUCGCUGCGUAGAAAGAGAACAGACUAUGUUUUUCCAUUUCGCCGAAGUUUUGCGCCUUGGCCACGAGUUGAGUGUCGGCGAUGAGGUGGAGUUCACCGUAGACCCAGUGAACACGUUCUCCAACAUGAACACGCGCCAAUCCGCGAUCAGAAUCAAGCACCUGCCGCCCGGCACGGUCCAGUUCGAGAGCCUCGUGGAGCGCGGGCUGCGGGGCGUCGUCACCAAGGAGGCGCAGAUGUUUCCGUCUGGAUCCAGUCCUACCCCGGAAAGUAACGGAACAAUUAGUUGCCAGAUCAACGGUGUGAAGAAAUCCCUGCCGUUCACAGCUAAAAAAUGCGAAUCCAAGAUGCUGCCACGUGUCGGGGACAAAGUCAUUUUCGAUGCUUAUCAGGUGAAGAGAAACAAGGAGCUGAUCGCCAUGGCGGUGCAGGUCCAGCAUAGCCUGAUCAACGGCGCCAGCAACGGGUCCGCGACGCGCCCUGUCCAGCACGGAUUCAUCGCGGCGCUCAAGGACGGCUUCGGCUUCAUCGAGACCUCCGACCACAACAAGGAGGUCUUCUUCCACUUCAGCAACUUGGAAGGCAGUCACGACUCAUUGGAAUUAGGCACCGAGGUGGAGUACAUGUUGGGUCGCGUGACCGGAACUGGAGGGGGAUGCGCGAGCGCAGAGUUCGUGCGCGUUUUGCCUCGAGGAACUAUCCCGAUCGCUAAGCCCUUGGACACAACGCUCAAUGGCACUGUCACGAGGACGCUGCGAGCCCUGAAUCCAGACCAAGCCCAGUAUUCUGGUUUGAUCCAAGUAGACGGCGGCGGCGCAUCGUACGAGUUCGGUAUCAUGGGGCUGGCGUGCAAGCGCGAGAUCCUGCAAGUGGGCGACCCCGUCACCUUCCAGGCGGACGUGGAGGGCCGCGCUACCAACAUUGUGCCAAUACGCAAGAAGAGGCGCGCCACUGUCGACGCUAUCAAAGGUGUGUUCGGUUUCUUAUCGCUAGAGGCGGAGGACAACCGGCGAUUAUUCUUCCACAUGUCGGAGGUGCGCGGCAACUCGUCUGAUCUUCAGCCUGGGGACACGGUCGAAUUUGUCAUGCUCACUAACUCUCGCAAUGGCAAGUCGUCCGCCUGCAAUGUGGUCAAAGUGGGCGCAAAAUCGAGUGUGAAGGCCCGUUGUGAGCGUCCGGAGCGCCUCCUGGCGCGGCUGCGUACCGCGUCGCUGGAGGAGUCGGGGGGGCCGCGUGUGGUGCUGGCGCGAGUGCCGCGCGGCCCCGACGGCACUCGGGGCUUCCGGCCCCGGCGGCCCCUCGCAGAUCUGUUAGCCGAGUGAGUCUAGUGACGAUUUACAUACCAAGGCCUCAACAUACUACACCUAUGUAGAUAAACAUCGUAAUGGUUUGAUUUUCAAAUUAUUUCAUUGUAUUCACGUGAGACUGACUGAACCUUUUCUGUAGCAGCAUUUAGAAAAUUGUUUUGUGUUUUUUAUUUACUAAUUCUGGGGCAAAACAAUCUUAACAAAAUUGUUGUCAGCUACCACAUAAAACUGAUCAAAUUGUACAACAACAGUUGUACGGCUUAUAUCAAUGAGCAAAGAACAUAUCAACUUAAUCAAACCGAGUUUAGUUUGCAAGUACGUAUAAGUAUGCAGUCGAUUUUGAUUUCUCUAAAUAAGAGGUUCUUUUUCGCAUAGGCAGUUGUUCAAAAUUCCGCUUGCGCCACACAUAAGCACUGGUAUGGUUUGCCAAGUUCAGUUGUAUUGUAAUGGCCGGCACAUAACACAUGAAGCAUCGCCACUCGAAAACGUCGACGCGCCUCACAAGCUCAUCUCGUGUAAAUAUUUCUAUUAUCUAGCUGUAAUAAUAAAAUCAUUAUUCUCACAUGUAUCCUCACAUUUUUUAUUACGUAUUUUUUAUAUUGUAAAAUAAAAUUUAUUAAAUCUUACUUUAACAUGAAUUAUGUAGAUGCGUAAAUUUAUUAUCGAUUCAAUGAAUUAACAAUAUAAUCGAUACGGACACCAUCCACGUUUGUUGCCGUUUUUUGUUUACGUUUGUAGAUCUCUAUUUGCGAAACGUUCUGUGAUUUUAUAAAAAUUUCGUGUGCAAUAAUGUUUAACAAAAAAAUAUAAAAAUAAUAUCGUCCCUACAGGGCACUACCUAGUCUUUUAGUAUUAUAAUACCAUGUGUCUCUACUGCGCUUCAUUUGAUAUGUGUCGCCCGUGGUAGCCUUGGCCAUGGCUAACGUUGAAACGAACAAAAAUUUGUAAAGCUAUUGGAAACGAAGCAUUUAAGUAUGGAGAAGUAUGCGAUUACGCUGUCAUGGAACCAAAGACUGAAAAAUAUUUAUUACAGUAAUUAUAUUGGUAUUAGAUUUAUUAUAAUUUACUAUGUGUUGUGAACAUUCAUGGUACUGAUGCGCUUGUUAUGGGUUGGUUGUUCGCUGUAUGUGCAUGUUAUUUUCUGAGGCUGUGAGAGUUGACUCUGAUCAAAUGGACCAGACAAAAGUUCUUCAAGAAAUAUAUUGAUGUCGUAAAGCAGUGUAAAUUGCGUUUGAGAUAAUCGUUCGAUUUUCUUCUGCUGGUUCAUGCAUGGAUAAUAAGUGCGAAAUGGGUCUGUUUGUACGGAUUGGGCCCUCAUAGCCACGCGUCGAAGCGAGCAAUUUGUCACUAUUUCGUGUUUAUGAACUGAUAUUUGUAAUAAAGCAAUAUGAAAUGUGUUCAUGUACAGGUAUCAGUCGGCUAAUGUAGAUAGUAAUCGAUUGUACUGAGUCAAAACCGCGCGAGCCUUGUAGCUAACGAGUGCUUUGUUUGUUUUUAUUUUGUUUUCUAGGAAUUUACAGAAGAGGAUGUUUUAUGAUAGACUGUUUGGGGUGUAGCACGUGUUGUUGCUUUGAGGAUAGCCUCAAAGCAACAACACGUUGCAAUGCGCAGCAUAGACAUAGGUCUAUGCUGCGCAUUGCAACAUAAGCCAAAUUAUGUCAAAUGUAAAAAGCAUUUCAUGCGAGAUAAAUGCCACAUACGACCAAAAUUACACCCAGGACGAUCUAGCACAAAUUGUCCUAUAGUCGUAAGAAUUAUCUCAUCGAAUCUAUACUUGUUUAAUGAUAUCUGACAGUUUCCUGCUAAUAUACAAUUUGAUUAGUAUUCAGGCCUCGGUGGUGUGCGACGUGGAUUGAUGUAGCCAUUUGUGAAGCGUCAGAUGGUCUCGUGGCGCCAGUGGCCUUGCAUGUUAUGUUCACGGCAACAUAUUACUUUCCUUAAUGUUAUUGUGAUGGACGCGAAUGUUAUUGAUGUUUGAACGAUGGUAAACUCUACACCAAAAUUGAAUUUAUGUAAUUUAGUAUUAAGUAGUUAACCAAUUAAAAAAUAAACUGUUAUCUUGCUUUGCAAUACCAAAUGUGACUUUUAUCGAAUUUUACUUGUAUCAAGUUUCGUAUAAAAAAGACUGUGUUAUCAUUUUUGGUGUGGAACCAUCUAAGGGCUGUGCAUGGGAAAUGUUAAUUGUAAUGUUAAUACUUGUUACCCCAAAGAAGUAACUGGAAUUUUGAACAAACGUUUUAUGCCUUUAUGCUUUAAAAAUGACUUUGUUUAUGCUGUAACAUGUUUAUCUACUUUCAUGUAACCAUAUUAUAGUAAUAGUCGAAAUAUAAUAAUCAGAAUAAUUGAUGUUGUAGUGUACGAAAGGCCCGGAUCUUUUCGGGUACCUCUAGGUAUUAUGGUAAAGUAGCGUUAUCAGACGGGAGGGCUGCGGCGCCCCGAACCUGCUAGCUCCCGAUCACCACCUUGCCGGACUUAUCUCUCACUCGAGUUCCCAUGUAGAUGAAUUUGGCGAACCAAUGAAAUAUUGUAUUGUAAUGAAUUUCAGUGCCUAAAAGAACCUCUGGAUCACAAACCAAAAGAAAGAAAAUUAUGUUAAAUUAUGUAAGGCUUUCUGAAUACAAACUUUGAAAUAUUCAUAAGAGUUUAUUUUUAUUUAGUUCUUCGGAAUGUAUUCGUUUAGGCCCGAUUUUUCAAUUCCUAAAUAUUUAUAUAUAUAUUGAUUAAACAAAUGAAAUUAUGACUUUGUUCGCCAGAUAAGCUAUCGAGGAUUGAAAAGGCGGUCCUAAAUAUAAGAAAAUGCCAAAUGUUUAUUACACUGUACAGUUGUAACUUGUGAUUAAUGGAAUACACGCUAUAUCCGAAUAUACCGAGCAAGCGGCGUGACGAACCCCACUGACAUUCUGAGCAUCCAUUAACAUAUCCUACCGGUUCUAGAUUAGUCGUGUCAUGUAUGCUGGCACACGGCGGCUACGGCGAGCGUUUCUGUUCAAAAAUGACUGUAUAUAUAUGCCAAUCGGACGUGUAUCGAACGAAAUCCGUAACGUGUCAUCUCAAUAGGCAUUUACUACGUAGUUAUUCGCUAAAUUUACAUGCAUCCCAGUCAUUUCGCUUAUUGUUUAUUACUUUCUUCCCGGUCCUGGCAAAACUACUACACUCAUUACAUUAAAUUGCCAGCGGCAGGACUGUUCUAGGAUUGCUCGCACUGAGAUUAUUGAUGCUCUUCUGUUUAAGUUGGCCACAUUUAUUAGGCAGUUUAUUCGCAAAGUGACUGCUUGUGAGUAAAACCUCGUACAUGGAUCACUCCUAGAUAGAUCUUGACUUUGUUAGUAUAUUAGUUAUUAUAGUCUACAUCACAUGCGUAGUUUAUUGGUGUCUAGUGUGUAUUGUAAUUUGAUUUAUAUUAACGGCCCGUUUGUCUUUUUUAGUCUUCAUCACUUACCUACCAAAGUACAUGAUUUGGUGGUAUUAUGGUAGGUAGGCAUUUAGUGUUACUUUUUAUCUCUGCAACUUAUGUACCUUAAGUAACCUGCUAUGUUCGAUGGCCUGCUGCAUAAUUCUAUUAUUUGCACCGAUGCAGCAGAAUGGAUUACAUCGCGUGUCUGGUUGCACUUCACCAAGCAUUUGUGAUUUAGAGGCGUCCAAGACAUUCAUUAUUACGAUUACUUUUUCUUCAGUGGUAUAUUAUGUUCAUUGUAUAACGAUCAUGUACGUCUCUAAAUUUCUAGUGCAUAGGCCGCACAGAGGAAGCUGGCUGGCUUUUAUUUGGCAUAAUUAUUUACCUGAUACUUUGACUAUCUGUUUUAUAUUUCUGCACUUUUAAAUCUAUAAUCUCUUGUAUCAGUUUACUAUUGCCGUAAGACACUUAUCGUUCAUAUACUCUACUUACCGAGAAGAAUCGUCUAAUUAGAUUUUUCGUUCUCCUUUAAGUGCCUUACUCGCAAUCACAAAUUUACAAAAUAUCGAACGAAUUUUCAAUUAUAGCACAAGAUUUAUGUAAGUGUAGUUAGGGGUCAAGCAAUACCAUAGUUAUAAAAAGUUUUGCGAAGUAAGAUUUUUGUAUUGUUAGUGUAUAUGGAAGCUUCGUCGUAGCCGCCCGCAUUUAUUAUAUAUAUUUAAUAUACACACGUAAUUUUUGAACCAUGACACGCAAGUACUGACGUUUGAAUUGCUUGUGGUGGUUCAAAUAUAGUGUAACGCUUUAACCUGUGCCUGUUUUUCGGUAUUGGCCCGAUCUAUAUAUACCUGGGUAUAAUGUUGCGCCACUGUUGCCAUGCCGAGCUACUUCUUAGCUUAUAUCAGUCAUGCAAUAAGGACACUAUACAUACAUUUACUAAUAAACGAUGUGAUUAUACCAUUUAAAA
Messenger RNA from Plodia interpunctella (Indianmeal moth), 7545 nucleotides. RefSeq names its product Upstream of N-ras (gene Unr). The coding region runs from base 566 to 3199 and encodes 877 amino acids. The transcript is spliced from 17 exons. Gene Ontology annotation, molecular function: nucleic acid binding. The record is from RefSeq and is a predicted model, not a curated record. NCBI's taxonomy places the organism in Eukaryota, Metazoa, Arthropoda, Insecta, Lepidoptera, Pyralidae.